AGUGUUGAGUUCAUUGAUAUAACAUUUGUUGUUUACCAUUGAUUAAUAUACUAAUUGAUCCACAGUUAAGAUAACAAAUCAAACAAAGAUAAGACACUAAAAAAAUUCAAGUAUUUUCAAGUCUUCAUAAAAAGUUAUCGUAUUUUGUUUCGUCUUCUUUCGUCUUUCGUCUUCAAAACAACACUUUAUGUAUUAAAACAUUAGUCUUUAUAAGAUGUCAUCAUUGCUGAAGAGUUGUCGUGAAUCGUCGAUACGAUCACUGGUUAAUCACAGAAAUACAAGAGUAUUGUCAUCAGUUUCAUCGAUAUAUCAAAAUGUUGUCAAUCAGACUAAAGUCGGUGUAAAACCCGUCAGAAUUGGCGAUUCAAAGCCAAAAUGGAUACCAUUUUCGCGGCCAAAGUACGGAAACUUUUCGCAAGAAAUGCCACGACUCAGCAAUCAAUGGACUGGCGAUCCAUUUCUUCAAAAGUAUUUGCAAAGAGUUUUACCAAAAGAGAUGUAUAGCGAGAUUAACCAAGACUUGACCAGAUUUGGUGAUCGCGUGGCCAACGAUAUCUACGAGUUAGGCGUUGAAUGCGACAGACAUUUGCCAAAAUUGAUUCAACAGAACGCUUGGGGACAGACUUGUAAUGAUCUUUAUGUUUGCAACGCAUGGAAACAGCAGAAGACGGUGUCAGCCGAAGAAGGAAUCGUUGCUAUCGGUUAUGAACGCAAAUAUCACGAGUUUUCCCGUUUAUAUCAGUUCGCAAAACUAUAUCUAUACGCGCCCUCUUCGGGUCUCUAUUCGUGUCCCAUUGCUAUGACCGAUGGCGCGGCCAAAACUAUUGAGUCUUUGGAUCUCAAGACACAACCGAUUUAUGAAGAGGUAUUUAAUAAUCUGACAACUCGUGACCCGAAACGGUUUUUCACUUCUGGUCAAUGGAUGACCGAAAAAGGCGGCGGAUCUGAUGUGGCCGGCGGCACUGAGACUGUGGCUGUCCCUAUGGGAAGAGAUAUAUUUAAACUUUAUGGAUAUAAAUGGUUUUCGUCGGCAACCGAUGCGGACAUUGCCCUAACUUUGGCCCGAAUUGCCGACGACGAGGGAAAUGUUUUGCAAGGCACUCGAGGAUUGACACUAUUCUUCCUAAAAUUAAGAGAUGAAAACAAUCGUUUGAAUGAUAUCGAUAUGAUUCGCCUGAAAGACAAAUUAGGCACUCGUCAGGUGCCCACAGCUGAACUACUAUUGGACGGAACUGUUGCUCAUAAAAUGUCCGAAGAAGGCAGAGGUGUUGCUGCCAUCGCUAAUAUGCUUCAAAUCACAAGAAUACAUAAUGCCAUCGGAAGUGCAUCUUAUAUGAGGAGAAUAUUAACGAUUGCUAGAGAUUAUGCUCAACGAAGAAAAGCAUUUGGAAAGCCUAUCAGUCAAUACCCGAUUCAUAUGCAAACAUUGGCCCGAAUGGACACCGAAGCUAAGGGAGCUUUUAUAAUGGCAUUUGAGAACGUCCGACUUUUAGGCAGACAAGAGCAGGGAUUGGCUUCUGAUGAAGAGUUAUUGUUAUUGCGUUUAUUAAAUCCAAUAUCAAAACUGUUUGUCUGUAAACAGUCGAUGUCUACGAUUUCCGAAGGUUUGGAAGCGUUUGGAGGACAGGGAGCUAUGGAAGAUACUGGACUGCCGGUUAUGUUAAGAGAUUCACAAAUUUUUGUCAUUUGGGAGGGAACUACUAAUAUUCUGGCUCUGGAUGUGCUGCGAGUUAUGGCUAAAACUGGUGGAGAAGCACUUAAGGCUUUUAAAUCUCAUAUCAAAAGCCGUCUGGAUUUGGCUGCAAAUCACGCCAUUCUAAAGGACGAAGCACUUAAAGUACAGACUUCGGUGGACACUAUUCUGGACAUUGUCUAUAAUAAUCCCAAUGCUUUAGAGGCCGGUUCUCGUGAUUUUGCAUUCAGUUUGGCCCGACUUUUCAUUGCGUCGGCACUUCUGGAAAAUUCAUGUUUGGUUGGCUCUACAGAUUUGGAUGAAACAACUGCUCUCAGGUGGUGUAGAGGACAGGAUUUGGCGCCAUUUAUAACCAAUUAUGGUCUUAACUUAUACAACAAGAGUUCAAUUGAAAUCGAUUACAAACUGGUUAUGAAUGGCUAUUCUAAAUAAAUACCAUUACUUGCAAUAUAUUACUGUACAAAACUUGAUAAAUAUUUACCAUGGUUAUUAAUUGUUUAAUUUUAUUAUAUAUAUAUAUAUACCGGUAUAUAAUAUCCAAAUAAUGUAUUUAUAAAUACGGCAAUUUAGUAGUUUAG
Molecule: messenger RNA, 2271 nt
Organism: Oppia nitens
Lineage: Eukaryota; Metazoa; Arthropoda; Arachnida; Sarcoptiformes; Oppiidae
Product: acyl-CoA dehydrogenase family member 11-like
Exons: 8
Coding region: 215-2125 (636 amino acids)
Molecular function (GO): oxidoreductase activity, acting on the CH-CH group of donors
Source: RefSeq, a predicted model, not a curated record